AUGAAUAAUUCAUGCUUUUUGCGACUUGCAAAUGAGAUGAAAAUAAGAGGACUACUGAAUGAUUCCAGAAUGGUUAGUGUUGAGGAACAACUAGCAAUUUUUAUAUUUACAUUAGCUCAUAAUGAGCGGAAUAGAGUAGUACAAAAUCGUUUUCAACAUCCUGGAGAAACUAUCAGUCGUCAUUUUAACAAAUAUUUGCAAGCAUGUGUAAGACUAGAAAAACUUUAUCUCACUCUAGCAGGUAGAGGUGUUCGACAAGAGAUAUCCUCCAAUCAAUUAUUUUAUCCUUGGUUUAAGGAUUGUGUUGGAGCAAUAGAUGGAACUCAUAUCCCUGCAUGGGUUCCAGUAGGAGAUCAACAAGGAUAUAGAAAUCGUAAAGGGUUUCUUUCCCAAAAUGUUCUUGCUGUGGUUGUUUUUGAUAUGAAUUUUCAAUAUGUGUUAGCUGGUUGGGAGGGAUCUGCCUCUGAUUCAAGAGUCUUAAGAAAUGCUAUUUGGGAAAGACAACAAAAUAAGCUAAAAGUUCCAAAUGGAAAAUAUUAUGUGGUUGAUGCAGGCUAUGCAAAUACAAAAGGUUUUCUAGCACCAUAUCAUGGAACACGAUAUCAUUUGAGAGAGUGGAGUCAAACACAAGCACCACAGACAGCUCGUGAAUUGUUCAAUUUAAGGCAUUUAAAGCUUCGAAAUGUGGUUGAAAGGACAUUUGCUUGGAAUUGGGAUGAUGAAUUUUUCGAAGAGGAUAUGGAAAAUGAAAUAGAAAAUUGUGAAAGUUUGAACAAUAUUGAUUUUGAUUCAGACUCAGAUGAAGAACUUGGUGACGGGCCAACAGAUGAUGACAAGCAAUAUAUGUUUAAUUUUAGAGAUAGAAUAGCUCAAAAUAUAUGGAACCCGAGAGCAAUUAGAUAG
Messenger RNA from Cannabis sativa, 903 nucleotides. RefSeq lists its product as uncharacterized. The record is from RefSeq and is a predicted model, not a curated record. The coding region runs from base 1 to 903 and encodes 300 amino acids. Lineage: Eukaryota; Viridiplantae; Streptophyta; Magnoliopsida; Rosales; Cannabaceae. The transcript is spliced from 4 exons.